GCUACACGACGUCAUUCUUCGCGCUGAAGAACAAGGUGCGGAGAACACUCCGCCGGCGAUCUUCAUGAGUUUCGCCUUGGCUUUACAUGCGCCACCCUCCCCGUGGCUUGUCGACACUGCAACAGCGCGAGCUCCGGGCGAGGUGACCCUCGAGUCUGGUUAAAAGAAACGCAAUCCUUUCCACGUUUAGUUUUUCUUUCGUUCUGUGUUUCAUUGUUUUCGGGAAAAGGGGAUUUUUUCACGGGGGAAAGAGACCCACUCCGCCGACGUGCUGGAGCCGCGGCGGGCCUGGCGUCGUCCUCACCUUUCGAAUUGGUUCUUCUCUGGUUCACAGUAAAAGAGAGCACGGGAAAAGGGCUGUGGACUCAGCGUGGAGGCAGCUUUCCUCGAAGAAAACGACUACUUCUGUCGUUUUCACGAAGCCACCAAGAACAGGUAGCAUGAACUCGAGGGGUCGCAUCGGUCGCGCAAGCACAGAGCGACAGAGUCGUCUCGGGGGGGAAGUGUGCAUUCAAGAGAGUCCUUUCUCUCCCUUCCCUUGAAUGCCACUGGGCCAACAAAGAGUUUGUGAGAAGAAAUAUGGCGCGGAAAGUGGUAGUGGAGACGUCAGCCCCCCCCGGGUGUGACGCCAUGCCGAGAGUGGACGCGCGAAGCGAGAAGGCUUUGCUGGCGCCGGCGUGUACUUACACCUGGAGAAACUGUUUCUCUCGAACGCUCCGGCUAACCUUUCCGUGUUUAAAUGCUCCCUCUUCCAUGAAGGCCCCGACUGCUGAGAAGACCUGUUUUUCUUCCAGUGGAGCUCCGCGAGCUUCUUCCCUCCGUUGCGGACGGUGCACGAAUUGUCGCAUCUUUUCGUGGAGUCACCUGGAAGCGACGCUGUGGCUUUUCGGCCACGUCGUUAGCAUCGGCACUUUAUACUACUGGUGCGUGGUCCCGUUUUUCGAGGAGAAGCAGCUGUACGUUUACGGCCAGUCUCUGGUUUUUCCUGGAACCAGAGAGGAUCUGUUCAGUGCGCGGCUAGCGGAACCUUUCUUCGCUCUGCUGCAUCCGCUGCAUCUUCUUCUUCGGGAGCUCUACUCGCUCCUCACCGUGCCCUUUCAAUGCAUCGCCGCCGUCCUUCCCUUCAGCCUCUUUGUGUACCCGCCGGAGGCGCCUUUGAAGCUCCGCCCGGUGUUCGACUCGAGUGUACGUACAUCAGAGUCGGGCCGCGCCCCGUACCUGCUGGACAAUAGCGACGUUCAGUUUCGAGAGUUGCGCAACGCAUUUCCAUCCCUCGUUGCACUGAUGUGUGUCCACGGCCUUAUCUCUUUCUUACUGAGGAAGUUCGCGUUCCGCUAUUUCUGUAGAAGUUUCUUAAAGCUGCGCCGGGGGGAGCGCCCUGGUUUCUUCUUCCGGGUGUGCACGGGCUCCGUCGCUUCCUCGAGGAACUCCGGUUCGUGUGACCCAUGGUCCUUGUCCUGCGCCACCGGCUUAGAAGACCUUUUGCAUCCCAAGUCUUCGUCCGUUGCGAGGAAGGCAUGGAUCGCGACUCAGCAUGUCCACGUGGUCUUCGAGUUAUCUUUGGGUCUGUGUCUCGCUACCUAUCUCCACUCUGUUCACGUCAUUAUUCUGAUUCUCUACGCUCUCUUGAACUACACUUUCACGCUGCUGCUACCUGCGCAUGAAGCCGCUUCCAGUCUAUCCACGCGAGGCUCCUCGCCCUCAAAUGGAGCUCAAGAUACCGUGUCAGGUUCAACCGGAAAGACUGGGCUACGAAGAAGAAUCGACGCGUAUCGAUGUCCACUGGUGAUCGCGCUCACAGUGACUCUGCACCUCGGCAUGCUCGUGGUGCACGGCCUCACGCCGCACUUUUCUCUGGUGUACAUACACCCAGGGCUCCUGCCGGUCGAGACCUUCUGCUUCGCGUUCUUGCGCCCGCGCUAUUCGCUGCACGAUUGCAUGCGGAUGAUUGCCUUGAAGAUGCUCGCGUUCAACCUGGACAAAGUUUGGGCGUUUCAGCUACGGAAGAAGAGCUGCGAGACGCUCUCGGAGCUGGGCGCGUCCCCAGACUCUGAAGGGGCUGUGCAUGCAGAGAGGCGACCCACCAACACCGCAGUCGAAGAGGAGAUGGCAACUGUUUCUUCUCCUUCCACACGCGCCAAGGACAAAGCGGCGUCGCAUUCUUCAGUCUGCGCGGGCGACGGCCACGAAACGCGGAACUCUCGAAUGAUCUGUUCUCAGGUUGAAAGAGAGGUUCUCCAUCCGAAGCUUUGUCCAAACCCGUUCGAAGACGAGCGCUUCUUCCCGCGGGACAGUCUCAGUGUGCCCACCAGUACGUACGCCUCAGUGUUGCGGUACCUCGCGUACACGUUCUACGCCCCGACGUAUCUCGCAGGUCCGCACUUUGCGUACAAUUCAUGGAAUCGCCAGACAGCCUUUCCUUGGUGGGUUCUUCUCGGGCAUAACGAACACAUUGCUCCGUCCACCGCUUCCCGUGAGAGGGAGCCCACGGCGGUGCCUCUGAGGACUCGAAACGCCCGAGGGAUGGAGGAGACCGAAGAGUGCCGGGCCGGAGAAAGUCCGCGAGCCGCCUGCGAGCAGGAGGACCUAGCCGAACUCACGCAAGUCCCAUCUGGAGGCGCUGCUCUCCUUAGAGAGUGUGCCGCGCGGGCGCUGGGCCUGCCUCGCUCCGACUUGUUCUGUCGAUCUCCGACUUUUGCCUUUACGCGACCUGUUGGAGACGCCGGCAGAGAAGCCAGCAGCGGCGACGAGACCGACCUGGAGCUCCGGCACCGCUCACGCCGUCUGCGCGCCUCUCUCGUUUCUUCGAAGGAAGGAGGAGAGGAGAGCCACAAAGAAGAUGCACGAGACGAACUGAGUGUGCCGGUGUCGGGUGUAGCUGCCAGACGAGGGCGUUCGCAUGCAGGGCGUGGAGAAACGCACGACCCAGGGGAUUCUACACCCUUUGGGCUACACGCAUCACCCUUCUUGCUGGACAUGCCUUGCGCGGUCUAUCUGAAACUUUUUCUCAGACACGUUUUCCCGUACUUCCUCGGCUGGCUCCUCGUUCUUCUCGUACUCGAGGUUCACAUGCGGUACCUGCCUGUCAACGCCCUCGUGACUCAGCUCAGAAAUAUUCCACUUUGGAACACCAUGCAGAUACGGCAACUUUUCACGAUGAGCGCGACGGUCCUGUGCUUCAUGUGGCUUAAGUUCGUGUGUCUCUGGCGUUUCUUUCGCCUGUGGAGCAUGGUAGCUGGCGCUGUUCCUCCCGAGAACAUGGUUCGUUUCCUCUACAAUAACUACAGCACGGAACAGUUCUGGCGAGGCUGGCAUCGGAGCUUCAAUUUGUAUUUGAUUCGGUACAUGUACGUCCCGAUGAUAAAGAUGUUUGACCUGGCAGUGGCGACGUUGCGUUCUUCACAGUCGGCCAAGGCGGCCGCUUCCGUGUCUUCGACUGAGCGACAGGAGCCUCAGGAAGAGGCGACGCCUCUGUUGGUCGAGCAGAAAGUCGUUCCGGCAUGGCAGAAACUUCUCAGCCGCUCCAUCGCCACCUUUUUGAUCUUCUUGUACGUCGCCAUGUGGCACGACUUCAACGCCAACGUGUUCUACUGGGGUCUGGGCUGCGCAUGCGGCUUGGUGCCCGAAGCGAUCAUUCGGUACUGGGCGUUUGGCUCUCCUGCCGCAAAGAGGAUUGCGCGCGGCGAGGACGCUUCCAGCGCAGCUGCAGGGAAGGAAGAGGAGCCUGAGAGCCUCGCUCGCGGACGCCGAGGCGAGGGUCAAGACGCAAACAGAAGGGGGGGGAAGGGGGCAGACGAGGCCUACAUUGCAGCGGCCAGAAGCGACGUCCGAGAAGCUACACGGAACAGUAUUGCGGUUUCGAGAGGACCAAGUGAAGAGGUUUGCCCAGACGAAGGGCUUGACGGAAUGGACCGACAGAAGCGGCGAGCCUCGCCUAGCCACCGUAGACAGCACCGGGACUCGGAGAACGAGGGAGGCGUGAAAAACGCAUCCAAGAACAAAAGGAGGCAGCAGAGAAGUCACGAACACGACGAUGCGUCGGACAGCUUGAUGCCUGCCGACAGGAGCAGGGGGCAAUGCGACGAGGAAGACGUGCAACGAAAAGGAACGAGAGAAGCCAGGAAAACGUUCGGUUUCUGCAGGCUUUUUUCGCCUCUUUGCCGGGCACCCAAGAGCUGCACCAACUGUCUCGACUCCGGUGGUGACGUGCGUGGAAGAAAAAGUUUCAAAGUCAUCUGCGGCCUGGCAGGCACCGUCAACGUCCUUCUCCUCGGAACCUGCAACCUCGUCGGCUACUCUUACGGUAUUUAGACCCGAAUGCGCAUUCUGCAAUUCGUGCUUCGAGUCGGUGGAUGGGUGUUUUGGUAGGGAAUCCUGCAGAUAGAGAUACCUCACUUCGAGAUGCGUGGUCACACAGACAUUUGCAGGAGAGCAACUUCGACUUUCGUGCUCUGUUUCCAGCCUCGCUCUUGCACUUCUCUGUUCGUGCUUUUGUGUAAGAAUUGUUGCUGGCGAGCGGACACGCGUGUGAGAGUCUAGGGAAGUCUGGCUGAACGAUGUACUGCGGUGGAGGGCAGCGGAAAUCGUUAGGACGACGGCUCUUCGUUCAAGCUUUAGGUUUGUGGUAUGCUUGACUACUAUUAUGCCAUUCUUCUUACAAAGAAUUUACCGAAUCCUCCGGACAAAGCCCGCAUCAAAACAUACAGGUCACGGCUAGACCGUGCCCCCCUUCUCCCGUUCCCGAUUGCGUGCUUCACAACCUCUCAGAAUGAGGGAUGGUGAACGAGAGAAACAAGGAAUAAAAAUAAGUCCGGGAAGAAAUCCAAGAGUUGCAAGUGAAGCGAGCUCUUCCAGCGGGCGUGGUUCACCGGACAUACACACGGGACAUGGAGGGAGAGAUGUGUUGACUUUGGCGUAUUCGCUUAAGAAAAGAUAUUGUGACACACCCUGUACAGGCCCGUUCACGUGGUCAGAGCCCCCUCACCAGUUUAGUAGUUGUGGCUGUAAGUUUCUCUCUUGUGCGGUUGCGUGUGCGGGUACCUGUGAUGCAAUAGAUUUAGAGAACCAGAAGUCAGUCGGUCACCUCUUCGUGCGGGAGUAUAUGAACACCUGCGUAUAAUCAGCUUCUCUCUUUUUCGUUUUGCUUAAUCAGAGAUUGUUCUUGUAUAUUCAGACGCCCUGCUCUGUGGACCCUCUGUAUUUGCUUUUCUCAGGUGCCGAAGGACUGGCCUUGAUCCUGAAUCGACUCGCGGACGAGGGACUUUUCGUUGUUCUGCGUGCGACCUUUGAAAUGUUCGUCAUUUUCGCGAUCGCAGUUCAAGGCAUGCUUGUUAUCCGAGCCAUUGAAGGUGGUCGACGCAAUUGUUGAAUGUUUUUGUCGAUGGGUGCAAUGUUGUUGAAGAAAACAUGUUGGGGCAUUUUGUGUGUGCAUGCUUUGCCGCCCGCGCACGGGGAAGGACUUAGAUGGCAAAUAGACUUCACAAUGAGCAGGCAAGGUUUAAAGAGUUUCUUUUCGAGGUGGUGAUAAGGCGAACGCCGGAUCCGUGUUUCUGUUAGCGGCCGCGGUCGGAACUUCUGUUCAGGCAGCAGGAGCCAAGUGGAAACCCGGACAAAUUUGCGGGCGUUUUCAGAUAGCGAAGCUGAGAUUGCAGGUUUCCCCAGACUGCGCACUAGUUAACACCGAAAUACCAAGCAGAGAAAGCAAUAUAACUGGUGAUCCCUCCACGGAGCAAUACACCAACUUUUGUGCAUAAAGUGACACGCCAGAAACCGAUCCACGCAGAUACUCAA
Molecule: messenger RNA, 5790 nt
Organism: Toxoplasma gondii ME49
Lineage: Eukaryota; Apicomplexa; Conoidasida; Eucoccidiorida; Sarcocystidae
Exons: 3
Coding region: 580-4311 (1243 amino acids)
Cellular component (GO): endoplasmic reticulum
Molecular function (GO): acyltransferase activity
Source: RefSeq, a predicted model, not a curated record